AGAUGAACUCCCGGGCCCGCAGGCAGGCUAACCUGUCGCUGGGCUAGUGCACCAUCUUCUUCCCGGAGGAGCCACCAAGGUGUGCGCCGGAGAAACGCAGUGAGCUGCGGCGGGCGCUGAGGCGGACCCCAGGGGCGACUGCGGAGCAGAAUGGCAUUGCUGAAAAUCUGAGGAGUUAGAGGCAACAUAAGUACAGUUUUCAGUAUAAGAAGAGAAUUCCGCGUUUUUUAUUUUUCGUCGCAGUGGUGAAUGGGAGCAAAGAUAAAGGAAGGCUCUUCUAGCGCAGCACGAGUGCAGGAUGGGGAAGCAGAACAGCAAGCUGGCCCCCGAGGUCAUGGAGGACCUGGUGAAGAGCACGGAGUUCAACGAGCAUGAGCUCAAGCAGUGGUACAAAGGCUUUCUCAAGGACUGUCCGAGCGGGAGGCUGAACCUUGAGGAGUUCCAGCAGCUGUACGUGAAGUUCUUCCCCUAUGGAGAUGCUUCUAAGUUUGCACAGCACGCCUUCCGCACCUUUGACAAGAACGGCGAUGGUACCAUUGACUUCCGAGAGUUCAUCUGUGCCCUGUCCAUCACGUCCCGGGGCAGCUUUGAGCAGAAGCUCAACUGGGCCUUCAACAUGUACGACCUGGACGGCGACGGCAAGAUCACCCGGGUGGAGAUGCUGGAGAUCAUUGAGGCGAUCUACAAGAUGGUGGGCACCGUGAUCAUGAUGAAAAUGAAUGAGGACGGCCUCACGCCUGAGCAGCGAGUGGACAAGAUUUUCAGCAAGAUGGAUAAGAACAAAGAUGACCAGAUUACACUGGAUGAGUUCAAAGAAGCUGCAAAGAGCGACCCUUCCAUCGUAUUACUCCUGCAGUGCGACAUUCAGAAAUGAGCUGAUCCCAGCAGUGUGGACUGCACACGUCUCAACGUUCUCCUGCAGCUGCGUGUGCACGCGCACACGCUCACACACACGCACACACACACAUUGCUUGGACUACCUACAAAUGGACUUGCUUCUUGUGUUUGAAACACUGUGUGCAUGAGAAUGUCAUUUGCUAAUGAAUUUUAAAAGCAUAUAUUAUAAAAACCUGCCACAAUGUGAUGUGCAAUAUUAUUUCAUGAAAAAUAAUUCUCUGAAGCCUGGCAGAGAUGUGCUACAGUUACCUGAUUUCUGUACUUGUUUUGCUAAUGCUGUACCUCCAAGUGACAGUAGCACUGAGGCCCCUGGUGAUGUAACGUAACCCUGAGCUGUGUCACUAUCUGUGCAGUAGUACCGGGCAGGCCCAUACCUCUGCCCCUGGCCCGUCUGUCCACACACCAGAGCUUGCAUCAUCAGUAAGUAUCAGUGUACUAUGUUUGCAUGCCUUUUGGGUUUGCCUUAAUUCUUACCUCAUUUGCAUCCUACCAACCUGGAAAGAGCUGUUUUUGAUGAAUGCAGUGUAGAACUUAAAAAUCCUGCUAAAUGAUUAGUUAAGUAUAUCUAUCUACAUAUACAGAGACAUUAUUUAUUAAAGGUAUAGAGAUGGAAAUGUAUUGUUUUCGCUUGAGUUUUCAAAGGCUUCUGAAAAGGUGUCAGCAGAUACAGCAAAUAAAUUUAUAACAUUUGA
Cavia porcellus (domestic guinea pig) is the source of this 1589-nucleotide messenger RNA. RefSeq names its product visinin like 1 (gene Vsnl1). Lineage: Eukaryota; Metazoa; Chordata; Mammalia; Rodentia; Caviidae. The record is from RefSeq and is a predicted model, not a curated record. The transcript has 4 exons. Bases 299 to 874 code for a protein of 191 amino acids. Gene Ontology annotation, molecular function: calcium ion binding.